Messenger RNA from Hypoxylon fragiforme, 627 nucleotides. RefSeq lists its product as uncharacterized. Lineage: Eukaryota; Fungi; Ascomycota; Sordariomycetes; Xylariales; Hypoxylaceae. The transcript has a single exon. Bases 1 to 627 code for a protein of 208 amino acids. The record is from RefSeq and is a predicted model, not a curated record.
AUGAGUUAUGGCAUGACAAGAACCGGUCAUGUCUCACGGUUCGCCGAAUGGCUACCUCAUCGAGCUAUGUUGUGGAACCAUCAGUCUACGACAAUAUUUAAAGAAGCCCUUCCCACCAGUUUUGGGCAUCAACACUACGCCAACCAUAAUACAACCAAAACAACGAAAGAUUCUCAAACCUGCCAAGGUUCUGAUAUACUCGAUAACAUCCGAAAGGAUUUCACUUUCUUCACUUUGAUACACGGCGGAUACUACGCCGCAACAAACCUUACUUAUUAUAUCGGCUACUCCUCGAGAGAGCAACAAAAAACACCAAAUCUUCCAAGAUUACCAGAGAGCUUCCAACAGCUAUCUUAUUUCGCUCUUUCGGUCCUAGAACUUGACAGGCAAAGCAUAGCCAUGAUGUCUCUACGCUCCGAGCCCAAGAAAGACGAGGAGGUGAAGAAGGAGGAGGACCAGAGCCCUCCUCCUUACAAGACAGACGACGACUCCAAGAAAGAGGAAGAGGAUAAGAAGGAGGAGGAGUCAAAAAGCACCAUUUACCAGUGCGAGGAAUGCAACAUGUGGCUCGCUGCCAAGGGCGAAGAGCACACCUGUGACCCCAAAAACAAGGAGGUCUUCGGUUAG